Mya arenaria is the source of this 2123-nucleotide messenger RNA. RefSeq lists its product as uncharacterized. Bases 116 to 1381 code for a protein of 421 amino acids. Gene Ontology annotation, cellular component: membrane. The transcript is spliced from 3 exons. NCBI's taxonomy places the organism in Eukaryota, Metazoa, Mollusca, Bivalvia, Myida, Myidae. The record is from RefSeq and is a predicted model, not a curated record.
CUAACUACGGGAUUUAUUUUCUCAUUGUUAGAACUUGCUUAAGUGUAAACUCCUUGACAGGAACAGGAAUUGUAGCUGUGUUAAUAAUUAUCAAUUUAUAUCGCAGUUGUACAGAAUGAGGUUCGUCCAGCUCGGACUGAUAGUGUGCUUGACAGCCUUGACGCCCAUCCAGGGAUCACGACUGAAUAGACUAGAAGAAGACGUGGACGCUCUCAAAAGAUUUAUGUUUAGGGAGCUAUUAUCUAUUCGAGAUCAAGUAAAAGACAUCUCAAUUAGAGUCGAUACUUUGGAAAACGCCACAGUUAUGCAAGACCCAAGUAGCACUAAUCAAUACAUGGACAUACAUUCUAACAACAUUGGUGAUGAAACUGGUACUGAGCAUAACGAAGCACGUCUUGUAAAAGCAGAGGUUCAAAACAUGCGCAAGGCUUACGCAAAUGACAAAAAGGACUUACAUCAACUGACGAACGAUGUUAAAGGCCAACUGAGAGAGCUUGAACAAAAGAUAACUAGCCAUAUGCAUAACCUGACUGCAGAAGUGCAACACAAUAUCGAAUACAUUCAUAAAAACCUAUCGCUUGCAAACGUUACUUUGUCAGAGUUCAUCAACGUGUCUAAUUCAAACGUUAGUAUUUUUUCGGACAAUAUAAAAAUGGAAAUAAAAAAAGUUUUUGCAAGCUCUAGUGAAGAUCUUGAGUUAAGAUUAAAUGAAACAGAAGAAAAAAUAAAAAGCAAUAUAUCUUUAACGUACAGUCAUAUUGAAGAUGAACUUGAAAGAUUUAUGUCACUUGCUGAUCGCAAUGUAAGUGAGAUGAUGCUAAAAGCACAUAGCAUCUUCAGUAUGAUUCGUACUAAUUUUACGGAAAUGACGAUUCAAAGCACCAAUUUAUCUCUGGAACUACAAACAACUAAAAAUGAAAUGAAAGGUGUAGAGAAAAGGCUUGGGGAUAAGCUCCAGUUAAUUUCAAGUCAUUUAGAGAAAGAAAUUGUUUCUUUAAUUUUUUUACAUUAUUAUUAUUAUAUUCCGGGUGCAAAAGACAUCCGGCUUGCCAACGCGUCUGCAUACCACUCCACUGGCAUCCAGGGACGACUAGAGGUCCGUCAUGAUAAAAAGUGGGGCACUGUGUGUGAUGACAGCUUCGAACGUUAUGUAACUGAAGCUCACAUAACAAACAACGUUAAUGUGGUGUGUAGGAUGUUCGGGUUCCGGGAAUGUGAGUAUGUGAUAAGGGCGGGCCUGGGUAAAGGCAGUGGGGCCAUCUGGAUGGACAAGGUGAAAUGUGAAGGGGGAGAAAGUUGCUUUUUAGAAUGCCCUCACCUCGGUUGGGGGAAGCAUGGCUGCAAUCAUGAGGAAGAUAUAGGGUUCCGUAUGCGGAACUGAUACAGUGAUAACAUAAUAUCACGAUUUAAUCGAAAGGGUUUAUAAUUUAUGCAUUAAAAGUGCUUAUUAUACUGGAAAAAUGAAAAUAGCGUAUGUAUUUUUAUUGCAAUGUUGUGAAAAAGUUAUAUGUGUAUAAUAGACGUUCUGUGUUGCACGUCAAAUAGCGUCAUCUUAUGCACCGUCAGGUUUGUCGUGAUGCAGAUUAAAAUAUAACUUUACACGUUAAACACGGAUACUUCGGUGAAAUCUCUACUCAAAUUAAAUAAAUGACUUUUUACGUCUUACCAACAAAGACACACAGAGAUUAAACAAAAAAGUGAAUGUUCAAUCGUUUGUUAUAGAUUUCAAAAUACUAUGUAUUUAUAACGAACGACACAGCAGAUGAAAGUCAAGUGGCAUUAUUUAAUUCAAUGACAGGACGCCCGCUAUUUAAUACCUCGAACAGCCGUGUUCUAUGCAACCAUAUCUAAAUAUUAGUGUGUUUAUAUGACAACCAAUUGUCCAAGAAGGGAAAUAUUUGCCAGUUUUUGAAAGAAAUAUGAAACAUGUUUUAAGACUGUCAAUAUGUGUUUAUGUAUAUGUUAUAAUAAAGACUACUUUUUAUCUUCUAAAAACGCUCUCAUGUUUAUAUAAAGCAUGGUUAAAACUACGUCUCUCCUGUUAUUAUUUGCUUUGUGCAUUUACAUAUUGCUUGUUAUGAGGCUUAUCGAAUCCUCAUAUUGUCAUGUUAUCAUGAACUUAC